AUAAUGUAGUAAGCGGCCCAACUGAUCAAUUAAAAACAUGGCAUAUCAAAGUGAAGAUGCGUCUCAAAAUUGUUGUGCGGAAUUAUACAUUUGUUUACAGGAUGCGCUUGAUUCUUUUAACAACAGCAUUAACGAAGAACAAGCAUGGGCAGUGUUUUAUUUGUGUGCCCAGUAUUUAGAGCAAAAUUCAAAACAAGAAAUCUACAGGGAUCUUUAUUAUUAUGGAAUUACUGCCAUUCAAAUAUCAAAAGAUGGGGAUUUAAAAGUGGAGGUUAAUUUUAGCCAAGGCACUGGUAAAGGGCCUCCUUCUCCACGUGCCAGACAACCAAUAAUAUGUAAACGAAGCAGUUUCUCUCUGAGCAAAGAAUUCAAGACAGUCAUAACAGAACAAGAUGUGGUUCAAGCGCUGGGCACGGCCAUCUACAAGGCCCUCAACUUCGGGCUCAGUGACAACGAGGAGCCCGACCUGAGUCCUGACCUGGAGGUUCUGAUUGAGUUCCUCACGGACCACCCCACGGACGAUGACGAGGGGAUUGACAUCGAGCGGGACUCUGACAACGACCAGGACAGCCAGGGCAGGGAGCUGACCGUGUUUCAGGAUGUCAUCAACAGAUGCAUACGCAGGCUGUCCAGUCAACAGAAUGCGCAGCUACACUACAAGGCCGUGUGUCGAGCACUGGCAACGGAGGCUUCAGAACUGACCACGUUCCUUGAUAACAUCAAAAAAGGGCAUGCUAAAUUAGUCUCCAAGGAAGAACCAUCAGUGGACGAUCUUGAAAGGUCUGAUUGGGCCAGACUAUGGGUACAGAUCAUGAGACAGUUACGGCAUGGAGUUCGGUUGAAGAAGGUGGACCAGGAUCAUUUACCGCCUGUCGAGUUUGAGCUCACGCCCUUCGAGAUUCUGCUGGAGGAUAUUCGACUGGGUAGAUUCAAGCUCAACAGAGUUUCGGUUAACGCCAGUAUUCCGCCAAAAGUGAAGGACGAUGCGCAUGCUGUGAUACUAGACUUCAUACGGUCCCGCCCCCCUCUGAAACCGGUAAGCAGACGGAAGCUGAACGAUAUUCCUGUACGAGAAAUGGACCCACGUGAAAAACUCAUGUCUGAAAUCAGAAAUAAUCCAGUGAUAUUAAAACCAGUCAAGCAGGGUAAAGUUGUUGUUCGUAAACCACGUUUCACCAAUGAGGACCAUUCUGACGAGGAAUACAGUCCACCUGCACCUACUAGAAAAAUAAUCAAACCCGUCAUGUCCUUCCAGGCUGUGAAUGACUUUACACUGGUUUCUACUGAUGACUCUGACUCUUACGUCUCAGAGACAGACGAGGAAGGUCGACGUCACAUCCAAGGUCCACUUAUCUCCCCUUUGACGUCUCCGGACCAAAAUGUAUCAUGGCAGAGUGCAGUCGCAAGAGACCUUGCUCAGCAUGGUUCAAGCCAGAGUCGAGCAAUUGGCAGACGUCACACAAUAAGCGCAUGCGACACAAAGAAUGGGAAAAAGGUAUCGCCAGUGUCUGCUUCCUCCCAGCAUGCAACUGUCAUGGAAGAUGAUGAGUUUGAUGAGACACCACAAACUAAACAUCGCUUUUCUCGAGAGCAUGUUUCGAGAAGGGUGACCAAAUCCAAGCUUGUAUCGUAUCGACAAAAAGACAGUGGUCACGUGCAUGGCAAUUGUGAUAUUGUUGACAGUAGCAUUGUGCACAAACAUACACAUAAAGACUUACAGCACCAACAACAAAAGCAUUUAAAGCAUGCUGAACAUUGCGUGUUGUCAAAGUCACAAGGCAAUCUUUUAGAGAAUUCUGUUUCAGUGCCAAACAACUUGAGCGAGUUUGAUUCAGAAUACCCUCAGAAACCGAAGCGUAUCACACGCUCUGUUAGUGUUGCGUCGAUUUCUGAACCUCAGUAUUGUCAUUCCCCGGUCCGAUGUAGUUCGCCCAAUGCCCAUGGUGGGAGACCAGAAUCCCCCGUGCGACGGUUAUCGUUGUCGCGCUCAGAAACAUUCACUUGUAGUAUUCCUAGAAAAUCAUCGAAGUCUUGUAAUCGUAAAGAGUCGUUUGUUUCUACGCGUUGUGAUUCCCCGCAAACUCGUGCAUUAAAACAUCAAGACUCGUUGUCUUCUCCAUCUCCACCACCUCAUUGUGAAAGUCCAACUCAUUUGACUCAUUCUCAUAGUUUCAGACAAGUGUCCCCCAGACGACAUUCCGUAAGUGUUGUUUCUCGUGACGUUGAAAGCUCACACCUUGAGCGUAAAACACACCAGCAUCACCAUAGACACUCUGUGCAUGUUUGUAAAAUGCAUGAUCCUUUAUCCCUGGACUCCCGUGCUGCAAGUUUAUCCAAUGUAAGCAAUAAUAUUUCUUCUGAGUUUAGUGCUACAGAUGAGGUUCAGAAGGAAAAUCUGAUCAACAAGGGUGUAUCAACAAAAGAAAGAGCGAAGCCAGUUCGUAGGCAUGCUAGUGUAUCCAGUAUUGCAUGUUUGUCGAAACCAAAGCAUGAUCAUAAAGCAUUAGUUGUCAAUUCAAAACGUUCACAAUCUGUUAACAAACUUGCCUGGGCAGAUGUAAAUAAAAUUGAUAGUUCAGAAAAUUCUGAUGAGGAAACAUUUGUUUCUGAAUCUGCUAUUCAAAUAAAGGACCCUAAAGAGAAAAAUAAACAUAAAGUGGAACCCAAGACUUUGCACCCAGUAGAACCCAAAGCUGAAACAAAAGUUAAAACAGAGCAUACAACUGAAAGUCAAAUUAAACAUGUGAUAAAAUCAAAUAAUGUUUCAAUUGAUAGUAUAAAAGCAAAUAAUAAUAUUUCUGAUAAAAUUGUAACUGAACCUAAAGAAAAUAAGAUAUUUCAUGGUGAACCAUUUUUACAGAGUAGUGAAAAAGACAAUGGUGUUGGUUCCCUCACUAAAUCAAGGGGAAUCAUAAGAGCUAGGUCCCGACCUGAAAUCGGUUCAAUUAGAACACGUCAGACUUUGAAAGAGGAGGAAGAGGAAAUUUUCAAGAAAAUUGAGAAAAUUGGUAAAAAGAAAAUAGAGUCUAAAGAAGAAGUACACGACAAAACUGUUAUCUCAAGAGCUGUAUCCCAAAGGGUGAGGCCUGCAAGUGAGAUAGACUUUGACAGACAGGCUAGAAUGAGAGCAAAAUUAAUUCAAGAGCGCUCCAGUAAUCUGUAUCAGUCCUCCAAUCUAUCAAAGUAUGUGGACAAAGAGGAGUCACAAGCAAUAACUGCUAGGAAAACUGCUGUGCCAAAGUCUAUAAUAAAAAGUUCGAAAACUGCUGAUGACAUAACUGAUGCAAAAUCUGGGGGUGAAUCAAGACAUGAACAUACAGAUGGUCGCAUGAAAAGCAAUGACCAUGCACAAAGUAUGGGUGAUUUAACAAAUGCAAUAACUGAUAAAGAAUUACAAAUGGAAACAGAUUCAAAAAUAUCAAGUGACAACAAAGAUAAUGCAAGUAAACCAAAGAAAAGUGUGCGUUUAUCUAGGCAAGUCGCUGUUAGAACAGAAAGAUCUGAUAUCAGACUUAGAAUUCCUAUUAAACCAGUCCAUGAUGAACAACAUACUGUUGACACAGAGCAAAAUCAAAUUGAAUCAAAAGCAAGGCGCAUUGGUGUGUUUACUCAAGACAAUUUAAGUAAGGUCAAAGUAGAAAAUACUGAAAACGUAUCUGAAUCUGAAAAGAGCCUUGUUAAAAACUCAACAUCAAGUAAAACAGAAAUACUACAAGCUAAACAGGAAGUGACCUCAUCAAAACAGGAAGUAAUGUCACAAAAUAAUGCUACAACUUUUCAUAGGCCAGAAUUCCGUCCUCUGCGAAGAGUGAUGCGUUCUAGCUCAGAAGUGCGUCCGAGAUUUGAGACAAAACCGGUGAAAGGCUCACACAAUCUUUCAGUUGACUUUGAAAACCACAGUAACGGAGACAGCCCAGACAAACAUGUGUUAAGUCCUCCGCCUGAAUUCAGAGACCCAGUGGACUCUGACGCAACCUCGAGCAGUACAGACCCGGACUUGAAGGUUGAAAGCACCAUUGACAAUAUUCCCGACGUCAUAAAAACGAGUAAGGCUGAGUUUAAGGUGGCCGAUCUGCUGCAUGUAAGUUGGAAAUGCGACGCCUCCCCUGAGCAUCUUGCUACUAACUCCUCCCCCACUUCCUCCACGUCUGAUUUCAGAAUACCCGCCUCUCACAAGUGGCAGAACCCGAUUGAGUGUUUGUCCUUGACCCUUGAAGAGGUCAUUCACAUUCGCACUGUGCUGACAAAGGCGGAGCUCGAGAGCCUGAUCAUGAACCCUGACCUUUAUACGAAGGUCGGCAAAGGAAAGAUUUGUUUCACAUGCAAGAAGACAGAGUUCAAGUUCUUUAAAUGGGGAACCAAGUGUAAAUUCUGUGGUCGCUCUGUUUGUAACUACUGCCUAAAAAAGAUGAGUGUCCCAACGGAACAUUUUGAGAAAAUCCCUGUGUAUACGCUAAGCCCCGUACCUUUGAGUCCCGAAGUUCUGGAGGCACUUAAGGUGUAUGAGAGCACCGGAUCUGUACCACAUAGUCCAGCCACUGAUCGCAAAUCCCGGAACGAGGCAGACCAACAGAUCAAUGGUUCCGAUUCAGACUUGUCACCGGCUUCCAAGGAAGAGGACAGAUCUACGAGUAGGCGCCGAAGUCUCCAGCGGUCGCACACCAUCGGCAUCGGCGAGACAAGACCACCACCCAAUAAGGCACUUCUUCAAGGUCCACAGGUCAGCAUUUGCUGCGACUGUAAGUCCAUGGUCAUGGAGAUAAUCCGAGCCAGUCGAUCAUCUGUUUCUCAUCUGAGCCGUAGAUCCAUUGAGGUGAAAACUGGGUCAACAACGGAAAACAAGGACUCAGGUAGCAACUCUGCAAGAGGGAGUGUGGUUCUUCGGCCAAGAAAAUUGGAGCUGGGUGAAGAACCACCUAGACCGCGAUCAAUGCUGGCGAAUAUUAAUUUUAAGUCUUUCAAUUUGUCGUCAAAGUUUGGGACUGACUCAUGAGUGUGAAUGAUGUUGCAAUAUAUUUUGUUCUCUUAGUGACCAGCUAUCAUUUGUAAGCGAGGUAAAUGAAAGUAUUGUCAUCUGUCCACAACCCUUCUUUAAUCCAUAUUUCUUUAACAUAUAUAUAAUAAAUAGGUUUCUGUGACAUUUGCAUUUGCAAAGUUACUUACGAAUAUUCUGACUAAUGUUAUUCUUCAGAUAAAAAAUUUCAAAAUGAAUCUUUAAUAAACAACAUUGCAUCCCACAUGGUGGUAUUAUAUUGGAUUAGUUGUCUGCCUAGCAAUCAAGAGGUCCUGUAUUGGAUAGUACCAUAGUACCAGGGCUCGUAUUUACCAACCAUCAUAUGUCUGAAAAUAAAAAAUAUUCUUAAAACUGUAAUAUGUGUCGCGUUCUGGGAAAAUUGGGCAUAAUGCAUGUGCGUUAACUGUCCUCCCAGAUUAGCCUGUUCAGGCUAAUCAGGGACAACACUUUCCGCUUUUAUGGUAUUUUUAGUUUCAAGGAAGUACCUCCUUACCGAAAAUCAAGUUUAGGCAGAAAGUGUUGUCCCUGAUUAGCCUGUGCAGACUGCACAGGCUAAUCUGGGACGACACUUUAUGCACAUGCAUUAUGCCCAGAUUUCUCAGAACAAGGCUCAUAUACUAAACAUUCCUGAAAGUCAAGUCCAGCAUGGUGGUUUAUAAUCUUUAAUUGUAUACUCAUUUAUUAAGAACAAUAUGUUCAUGAAAUAAGCACUAGUUUUAGGAUGUUUAUAUGCAAACUCAUUGGUAUAUUUAUGAAAACUUAAUCCUGUCCCACUCAGAAGCAAAGUGAAAAUGGUUAUGUGCAAACAACAUAAAACCAGAACAGCCUGCAACUAACUCGCAGUCUGUUAAGCUUUUAUGCUGUUUGCAGCUUAUCAGUAUCUUAAUGUUGGAAUUGAAGCCUUAAAAAUUUGAAUCUAGUAAGAAAGGUCUUAAAUUAAAUUGAACUUUCUAAGGGACAACAAAUGCGUCAAAAUACUUAUCUAAGUGGUAAAGGGUUAAUACUGUUCUUUAUUUUUAAGUCUAAGAAUGGGUAAGUGAAUACGGGCCCAGUUCUCCUUGUGGAGAGAAUCUCAGUUACCUAGAAGUUAAAGAUAUUUUGUUUGUUUUUUAACAAUUUCAGAUUUAACAAAAAUUGAAAACAAAAAAUAUCAAUACAAAUAUGCAAAUCAGCAGAAAAAGUAUUUUAUCUUUAUGUGAUAUGUUAUGAGAUUGCUAAAAGGUAUAACAGAUGUUUUUGUUUAUAAACAAAUAUACCGGUAUUGCUGUAAGUAGGACACAAUGUGACCCAAACACUUAGAUCAUUAACUGUCUGUUUAUAAAUUUUUACAAACACACAUGUUUGCUUGAAAAAAUUGUUAAUAUGAAUAUGCAAUUCGUUGAUAUUGUUAUAUGAACUAUAUAAUUGUUGAUUUGUUACAAACGGUUGUUGAGUCUUUAGCCAAAGAUAUCUAUCUGCAAUAAUAUUUUCACUGUUCCUGUUGUUCAUGAUUUUAUAAUUUAACAAAUUUUAAAAUAGUGAUAUAUAUUGAUGAUGCAUUUAAUUAUUGCAUUUAUGAAAGAGAGAUAUGUGUUGAUACUACAUUUAGUUAUUGCAUUUACUGUCUUAAUUGUCGUCCUUAAAUAGAUUUUAAAAAUCAAUAAAUAAAAAGGUAAAGAGUUUGUAUUAAGAGAAUUCUGGCUCUUUGGUCACCUAAUAUCAGCUCAGAUUAGUUUUUAAAAGCUACUCCGAAUGUCUCGAUAACCAGCCUCAGUGUUUCUGUUUCAUCUGAUAAAAUGUUUUAUUUCAUCUUUUGUAGUGUUUUAUUUCUUUUUUUAUAGUGUUUUAUUUCAUGUAAAAUAGAACAUUAACAAUUAAUUUAACAACACAAAAUUACAAUGAUAAUGAUCAUCUUAAACACAAUUUUAAUUGAAUAUAUAAUUUGUGUUAACAACAUUUGUAUACCACAUUGAAAUUGGGCUAUGCUCUGUGAAAAAGGGGUUUAAUGCAUGUUUGUAAAGUGUCGUCCCAGAUUAGCCUGUGCAGUUUGAAAUAUCUUGAUUAGGGCUAAUCUGGGACGGCACUUUACGCACAUGCAUUAGAUUCCCUUUUCACAGAGCACAGCUCAAUUAAAAAACGUUAGCUUACUUGUAAUCUUCUCAACUAAAAACAGUUUUAAUAUAUUCUAGAAAUCGGUGCAAGUUGUCUAUUGAUUCUUAAUAGUCAAGAACUAUCUCCUUUUUCUGAUACAAUUUUAGCAGCCAUUAUUGGUAGUUAGGCCAAUAUAAUAAGUUGUUUGUUUCCAUUAAAAUCUCCAAGAAUUUAGUGAAUAUAGGUGGACCGGCCUUACUUGUUGUUUUUUUCCGUUAACACACAGAUAAGAAUGUUAAAUGAGAGAAAUAUUCCAAAUAUCUUUUUUGACCCUUUCCCCCAUUAGAAGCAAAGUGAAAAUGGCUUUUGCAAACAGCAUACAACCAGAACAGCCUGCGAGUAACUCACAGUCUGUUCAGGUUUAAUGCUGUUUGCUGCUCAUCAGUAUCUAAGGUUUGGAGACGAAGCCCUAACAACUUGAAUCUAGUAAGAAAGGUCUUAAAUUGAAUAUAACUUUCUGAGGGAAAUGCGUGAAAAUACGUAUCUAAGUGGUAUAGGAUUAAAUAUCUUGUUGAACACAUGAAAAAUUAAGAACCAAAGGUUAGGGUUGGUCAGGCUAUUGGAAACAAACAACUCUUUGUUUCAACAUUAUUCACGUUUUGUAGUCACACUAAAUGAAAAUAAAUAAUCAUAAUUUAGAAGAGAGUUGAUAGUUACCAUCUUAACAGUAAUGCAUUUUAAGUGUUGCUUUAUUUUAUUCAAAUUAACCAGUCUUGCAAAGUAAGCAUUCAGUAGGUUAAUUACCCUGAUUAAGUUAUUUGAAGGUAUUUGUAAUGGCAAAUCGGAGACGUUGUUGUUUGUAUACCGGAUAAUCUUUGUCCAAAAGAAAGGUUGUGUUUAUAUUUAUGCCUGAAUAUAAAAUGCUGAAAAUAGAUACUAACAAAAAUAA
Molecule: messenger RNA, 8033 nt
Organism: Dreissena polymorpha
Lineage: Eukaryota; Metazoa; Mollusca; Bivalvia; Myida; Dreissenidae
Product: protein spire homolog 1-like
Exons: 18
Coding region: 38-4993 (1651 amino acids)
Biological process (GO): intracellular transport; cleavage furrow formation; actin nucleation
Cellular component (GO): cytoplasmic vesicle membrane; cell cortex
Molecular function (GO): actin binding
Source: RefSeq, a predicted model, not a curated record